Molecule: messenger RNA, 1059 nt
Organism: Saitoella complicata NRRL Y-17804
Lineage: Eukaryota; Fungi; Ascomycota; Saitoellomycetes; Saitoellales; Saitoellaceae
Product: thioredoxin reductase
Exons: 1
Coding region: 1-1059 (352 amino acids)
Biological process (GO): removal of superoxide radicals
Cellular component (GO): cytoplasm
Molecular function (GO): thioredoxin-disulfide reductase (NADPH) activity
Source: RefSeq, a predicted model, not a curated record
AUGACUCACUCCAAGGCUGUCAUCAUCGGUUCCGGUCCCGCCGGACACACUGCCGCUAUCUACCUCGCCCGUGCUGAGAUGAAGCCCGUCAUGUACGAAGGUAUGCUCGCCAACGGUUUCGCCGCCGGAGGCCAGCUCACCACCACCACCGACAUCGAGAACUUCCCCGGUUUCCCCAAGGGUAUCCUCGGCGCUGAACUCAUGGACAACAUGCGCGAGCAAUCCCUCCACUGCGGUGCCGAGAUCAUCACCGAGACUGUCACCAAGCUCGACCUCUCUAACCGUCCGUUCAAGUUCUGGCUCGAGGGUGAGGAGGAGGGUGAGCCUCACACCGCCGACGCUAUCGUUAUCGCGACUGGUGCGUCCGCGAAGAGGAUGAACCUCCCUGGAGAGGAGACUUACUGGCAAUCCGGUAUCUCCGCUUGUGCCGUCUGCGAUGGUGCCGUCCCCAUUUUCCGCAACAAGCCCCUCAUCGUCAUCGGUGGUGGUGACUCCGCCGCCGAGGAGGCGCUUUACCUCACCAAGUAUGGUUCCAAGGUCACCGUUCUCGUCCGCCGUGACGUUCUCCGUGCUUCCAAGGCCAUGGCUACCCGUCUCUUGAACCACCCCAAGGUCGAGGUCAUGUUCAACACCUCCCCCCUCGAAUGCAAGGGUGACGGAUCUCUCCUCCAAUCCCUCUCCAUCAAGGACAACAAGACUGGGGAGACCCGUGACCUCGCGGCCAACGGUCUCUUCUACGCCAUCGGUCACGAGCCCGCUGUUUCCCUCGUCCGUGGUCAGCUCGACCUCGACUCUGAGGGUUACAUCGUCACUCGUCCUGGAUCGGCUGAGACGUCUGUUAAGGGUGUUUUCGCUGCUGGUGAUGUUCAGGAUAAGAAGUACCGUCAGGCUAUUACCUCUGCUGGCAGUGGUUGUAUGGCUGCUAUGGACUGUGAGCGCUUCUUGGCCGAGGAGGAGGAUGAGCACCUUGCCAUCCACCCCACCAAGGACGAGAAGUCUGGUCUUGGAUACUCUGAGAACCCCCAAUUGGCUCCCAACGGUACCAAGACCGACCUCUAA